AUGCGUUCCACGCUUCUCUUUUCCUCCCUGGCGGCCAGCGCCUGUGCCAAUGUCUUCGGAACGGUUUAUGUGACCGAAUGGACCACCACCACUGUCACCAAAACCUUCACCGAGUGGCCCAGCUUGAAGACCAACGGCCCUGUCAACAAGGGCACAGCCUCCAUCCUGAAUUCUGCCGUCAAGGAGGAAACUGAUAGCCCCGUCUUGACCUCCCCUAUCGUCGAGGUGGCUGCCGACUCCGACUCGACCUCCUCCGUCGCCGAGGUGGCUGCCAACUCCGUCUCGACCUCUUCCGUGGUCGAGGCCACUUCUAGCGUCGCUGCCACCUCUUCUGUCGAGGCUAUUUCCAGCGCCGCUGCCACCUCUUCCGUCGAGGCCAUUUCUAGCGUCGCUGCCACCUCUUCUGUUGAGGCCAUUUCCAGCGCCGCUGCCGCCUCUUCCGUCGAGGCCAUUUCUAGCGCCGCUGCCACCUCUUCCAUCGAGGCCACUUCCAGCGUCGCUGCCACCUCUUCUGUCGAGGCAGCUUCUAGCCCCGCAGAAACCUCCGCCGUCCAGUCCACUUCCGCAGUAACCUCGUCUGCCUCUUCUACUGUCUCUGCUUCCGCCGCUCCCUCUGCCUCUGUCGCUGCCUCUAGUGGCGCUACCAACUCCUACGAGGAGAUGGUCAUUUUCAACCACAACAUCCACCGCGCCAACCACUCUUCCCCCGACCUGACCUGGUCUCCCAAGCUCGCAGCUAGCGCCCAGACCCUUGCCUCCCGCUGUGUCUUUGCCCACGAUGUUUCCAUUGACGGCGGUGGCUACGGACAGAACCUUGCAUCCGGUAUCGCUGCCGAGUAUGUCGGCGCCGCCAUCAGCAGUGCCUUCUACAACAACGAGGCACCCCGGUUCGCCGACGAGUACGGAAAGGCCAACCCCGAUACUAGCUACAUGACCUGGGGUCACUUCUCCCAGGUCGUCUGGAAGAGCACUACCGAGGUCGGUUGCGCCACCGCUGAGUGCUCUGGUCAGGCUCCUAUCACCGUUUGCAACUACUCACCCCCCGGUAACUACGGCGGCAUGUACGCAGAAAACGUCCUGGCACCCAAGGGCGAUGCUCCCUACCAAUUCCAGGCAUAA
Molecule: messenger RNA, 1119 nt
Organism: Penicillium paradoxum
Lineage: Eukaryota; Fungi; Ascomycota; Eurotiomycetes; Eurotiales; Aspergillaceae
Exons: 2
Coding region: 1-1119 (372 amino acids)
Cellular component (GO): extracellular region
Source: RefSeq, a predicted model, not a curated record